This is a messenger RNA of Ixodes scapularis (black-legged tick), 693 nucleotides long. RefSeq names its product carnitine O-acetyltransferase. Lineage: Eukaryota; Metazoa; Arthropoda; Arachnida; Ixodida; Ixodidae. The record is from RefSeq and is a predicted model, not a curated record. The transcript has 4 exons. The coding region runs from base 64 to 693 and encodes 209 amino acids. Gene Ontology annotation, molecular function: carnitine O-acetyltransferase activity. Gene Ontology annotation, biological process: carnitine metabolic process, CoA-linked. Gene Ontology annotation, cellular component: peroxisome.
GACAUCGACCAAGUGAUCUACAAGUUUCCGGACUACGGCAAGGAUUUCAUCAAGUCACUCGGAAUGAGUCCAGAUAGCUACGUGCAGAUGGCGUUUCAGCUGGCAUAUUAUAAAAUGAACAAGGCUCCGGGUUUGUUACACGAAAGUGUUUCUUUACGUAACUUCCUUUACGGUCGAACGGAAGGGGUCCGGGGAUCCUCGACAGAAAGCCUGUCCUUCUGCAAGGUCUUCGAAAGUCCGUCUGCCGGCAUGGAAGAAAAAGAGAUCAGCCUCAGAAGAGCAGUGACGAAGCACAAACGCGAUGUUGCUCUUGCGAUUAGCGGCCUUGGCAUCGACCGUUUACUUUUUGGAUUGAAGAUGAUCGCAAUGGAAAACGGAAUGCCGCUGCCUGCACUAUUCAAGGAUCCAGCAUUCGACCUGUCCAGGAGGUUCAGGAUCAAAACGACUCAGGUCUCCGCUCGGUGCGACGGCGUCAUGAUAGUCGGCCCAGUGUUUCCCGACGGCUACUUUGUUCUGUACAACAUGCGGUCGGAUUCCGUCAACUUCGGGGUGUCCAGCUUCGGCAGCUGCUCGACGACGUCUGCCGCGGAGUUUAGGAACGCUCUCAAAGAGAGCCUCAUUCAGAUGCACGACUGCGUGCUUCAUUCGCAGACCCACUUGGGGAUAAAAGUACGCGUACAAGAUCCCUGUUAA